Molecule: messenger RNA, 1304 nt
Organism: Saccostrea echinata
Lineage: Eukaryota; Metazoa; Mollusca; Bivalvia; Ostreida; Ostreidae
Product: serine/threonine-protein phosphatase 1 regulatory subunit 10-like
Exons: 3
Coding region: 35-643 (202 amino acids)
Source: RefSeq, a predicted model, not a curated record
CGUGGAACAUCUCCUACUAGUACGCCUCACAGGGAUGAUUACCUGGUUAGUUUUGACAGCAUGUUAUCUGCUGGGAACACAAGGCCAAUUACAUGGGGACCACGGUCAUGGCCACGGACACGAUACACAUGGAGGUCAUGGUGUUGACCCCUGGAACGUUCAACCACUGGAUCAGGGGCCAGGUGUAGGUGGUGCUCCCUGGGAUGCCAGAGCUGUCCCAGGGCGACAGGGACCAUGGGAUGGGGGAAAUGCAAUCAGACCCCUAGAUCAGCCUCAUCAAGGACUAAAUAGACUACGUGAUCUUGUCAACAGAGGUGUGCCAAAUCACGGGGGACCUCAUGGUCACUUUCCUGAACCAGUCCGUCCAGAUAUACACAGUGGUCACCCUAUAGAUUACCCAGAACCACGUGUACCGUUAAAGCCUCAUAUUGAUCCUCAUCUUAAUCCUCGAAAAUACGGGAAAAGACCGAACAGACACGAGAGAAGACUGAGGAAGAAUAAAAGGAAGGUGCAAAAGAAAAUACGGAAGACAAUAAAAAAACACAAAAGGAGGCAAAGGAAAUUAAAAAAUAAGGCUCUGAGGAAACACAGACGGAAUCAAAGGAGAAAACAGAGGGCACAUAGACGAUACGGAAAAUACUAGGUAUUAGUGGAAAUAUAAAUGGACGCCUCCGGAAUUCCUUUAACAAUCAUUGAAUGACUAUACGUGUAACUGUCUUGGCCAGUACAACCAAAGACACACUCAAGGCGAAAUCCGAUAUUACAUGUGUUUUGCUUCGUUCUGUGUGCUUUUUGAUAUGAUUUUUUCCUUUUCGUGUCAGUGCUACAGGUUGAACUUCAUAAAAUGUUGCAGGUGACUUCUUGAACUACCAUAAAAAAUUUAACGAUCAUAUUAAUGUACAUUUUUAAAGUUUCCAAAAUGUUCACGUUCACAACAAUACAUGUACAUAAAAGUUAUGUGUUCAAAUGAAAUGAUUUUUCUUCGGACAAAUAUUACUAUUAUAUUACUAUUGUAUUAAAAUAGCGGAUCAAUGGCAAGGACAACGUGUAGGUGUUUACGAAUGCAUUAAGAGGAGCUGAAUACUUAGUGUAUAAAAAGUGAAUGAAGGCAAAAUAAUUGUGAUUAUUAUUGAAUUGUUGGCAGAAUACGCCAUGGCUGCAAGAAUGUUGUGUAAACAUAUGAACCCUGGGAUGGCAUGUUCAACUAAUUAAGUCGAACAGUUGAUUUAUUAGUGCAACAAUUCGAUCUUUAUACCCCAUGUACUAUUUACAGGUUUUGAGAGAAUAAACUGAACUGAACUGAA